Vespa mandarinia (Asian giant hornet) is the source of this 2296-nucleotide messenger RNA. RefSeq names its product interleukin-1 receptor accessory protein-like 1. Lineage: Eukaryota; Metazoa; Arthropoda; Insecta; Hymenoptera; Vespidae. The record is from RefSeq and is a predicted model, not a curated record.
AUCAUACAUAUAUAUAUGUAUACGCAUAUUUUCGUUUUUUUAUUAUUCCAAUGUACUUAAUAUACGAACGAAGAGAAAAUAUUACUCGAGCGUAAUGUUGCUUGCGUUAUCUUGUUUUUACUUCGACGAUUGCUUUAUUUUAUUUUAACAUUUGAACGUUCGUGAAAGAAGAAGAAGAAGAAGAAGAAGAAAAAGAAGAAGAAGAAGAAGAAUAACAACAAGUAAGAGAGAAAGAGAAAGAGAGAGAGAGAGAGAAAGAAAGAUAGAUAGAUAAAUAGAUACAGAGGAAGGAAGUAAGGAAGAACAUAAGAAAAAUAUGAUAGUCAAUCUCGACAUGAGGAGGUGACUGAACGUACAAGACGGCGAAAAAGAGUUUUUCUCGUGUUGGCGUCUCUGUGUGUUCGCGCGCGUAGAGUGUUUUAGUUAGUUAGUUCGUCGUACGUUCUGCGUACCUAUACGUACGUACGUGUUUCUGGUACGUGUGUGUGUGUGUCUGUGUGUGUGGUGUGUAUGCGAUCGCGCGCGCCUGUGUUCUGUGUGUAGUUAACGGGGAGUAAAGGAGUGUGGAAAUAGAGAAUAGUGUGGAUCGAAGAAAAUAUUUUAAGAUGGCGGAAUUAUACGUUAUGAGAUUUUUCAUUCUCGUGUCCUUACACGUUAUACUUUCCGGUGGAAACGAGUUGAAGGACUAUUGUUCAAUGCACAAGUUCGAAAAUCUACCGAGUGGAUUGAGAUUUACGAAGGAAGUUGUUACGACCGAAUACGCUAACGUUGGAUCCUUCAAAUCUCUUCAUUGUUGUCUACGUGGCUACAGGAGCAUCGAAUGGUACAAGGAUAAUAGGGCUUAUCCUUGGCCAGGUGGUGAGAGCCACUUUAUCCUUUAUCCGGAGAGCGCGAAUCAAACGAUUUAUACGCAAGAGGUUAGAUCUUCGGAUGCUGGACGUUAUUCCUGUCAAGCUAGAAACGAUACGACGAUCUUGGAAGGUGACAUCACUCUGACCGUACUCGGAGAAGAGUCAGGUGGUUACACGGGAAAGCCAUUGCCCACUUACAGGCCGGCAUCGCAAUUGGUUCCUUUGGGUGGCUCAGCGAGACUCUUCUGCGAAGCUUAUCUCGGUAAAGUGGAACUUCCUGAUGCCAAAAACUCCGUGACCUGGUCAAAAAGCGACAGUAACGUAACAUUACCAAGCCAUGGUAGGAUAGCACAGCAUAGAGUAUCCAGAGAGAACGACCAAAUCGUCGGUUCCUAUCUUGAGAUAGAAGAUAUAACCUUGGAGGAUUAUGGGGAAUACAAGUGCGAGGUUAGCAAUGGUGUCGACGAAGAAAUCACUUUACCCGCUCACGUUUAUCGUCAAGAACCGCAAUUCACGUUGGAUCUUCAAAACGAUUCCUGGAGAAAACCUUUUCUACUGGCCGUUUUGGUUCUGGUAUUACUAUUCUCAGCUGUAGCCUUCUAUGCCCGUUGUUGGUUACCUCUGGUGGUUCUAUGCCGCGACAAAUUCGCCCGACUCGAGGAGAACGACGGAAAGGAAUGCGACGCGGUUGUGUGUUACCACGAGAAGGACUCUAGCUUGGCCAUUGGUAUCAUCGUACCGACUCUUGAGUCGAGGCAUCGAUAUAAAUGCACCACCUUGGAACUUUCCUGUCUCAGUCAGAACUGGAAUCUGGAAAUUGGACCGCAUGCUGGUACAGCUAGACGUGUAAUCGUAGUUCUGAGUCCGGCAUCAUUAAAUGACGUUUGGACGGAGGCAAGCGUAUUACCGAUAUUGAAACAGCUUGCUGGAUUAUCGACAACUACAAUAGCGGUUAUGCUGAAGGAUUUACCGAGUACAACUCAAAUGGGAAAACCAUCAUCUAGACGGGGUGAUAGAACCGACAGUGAUUACGUUCUAUUCGAUCGUUUGAAGAUACUUCGAUGGAACGAAUCAAGCACAAUCGAUAAAUCCUUAAAUCCACUUUCCUCAUCCUCAUUUUCAUUCUCAUCGACGAGUAUCCUAUCGUCGGCCGAUCGCCGUAAGUUUUGGUACAAGCUGAGACUGGCGAUGCCACCGAUGAGACCAAUCGGAAACGAGAGUACCUGCCAAUCGGUCGCUAUGAUCGUCCAAUCGAACGGCAAGUGCGGACAACAGAAGGCACGUUCGCGCGAAAGUCUCGAGGUUCUCGUUUAAUUUAAUCCACCCCUUAACCCUCAUAUUUUUUUAUUAUUUACCCCGCACACUAGCUCCUAUCCUCCCUCUCCCCAUUUUCCAAAUCCCCUAUUUCAUCUUUAAUACUUUUAUUAUUAUUAUUAUUAUUAUUA